UGCUACACGACACAUCCACCACAAUCUCUUAUGUUCGAAGCAAUGUUUCUGAAAAUAGAGAUGUCUAGCUCUGCAUGUUGUUUGGCGAGGAUGGCGCAGAAGGAGUCUGCAGGUGUCAUAAAGCGCCAAAUGCAGUACAAACCAAUGACUCCACCAUGGAAAGAAACAUACAGAAAGAGAUGUAUGAGCAGACUGAAGAAAAAUCGAGAGGCCUUUCUGAACAGAUUCCGAACUUCUGAAAGUAACAACAACAACAAACCAUCACUUGUUAGGAAUCUCAUGGUUCAAGAGUGGAAAACUCUGCAGGCAGAAGAAGGUGGACUUCCACAGUUAUCUGAUAAUUUUGAUCUCCAAUCUGCACCAGAUGACACAGAUGUUGAGCAGGUUUUGUCAAUUUUGGAAGAAAUAAAGUCAGAACUGCUUUUAGAAGAACAACGCAUAUUGGAGGAGUAUGAAAAAAGUUUGGCUUUUGACGAGGCUGGGCUUUGUGCUGCAAUAGACCAAUUAAAAACAGAUGAAGUCAUUUGUCCUAUAUGUAAAAAAAAUCCACUUAUGCAGAAUAAACAAAUUAUAUUUUGUUGCUGUGGGAUGAGGAUUGACACAGAGCUGGAUGGGUUGAAUAUAGCCAAUAUCAAAAGUCAACUUGAAGAAGGCAUAUCAUUACACAAUACUCAGUGCGUGAAAGAAGCCAAGUUUUCAGUGAUGAAACAAGCAGGAGUAGAAAAUCUUCUUAUGACAUGUGAGACCUGUGACUUUAUGUUUAUUGUGAUAUGACAGUGCAGGGGACUUCACUUGAUAGUGUGGUGCUUGGACUGGCCCAGAAGAACACACAGUAAGAUGAGGUGCUUGCCAGCAGAUUCAGGCUCCGGUUGCUGCUUUCAUUAAACUGUUGUACAUGACUACAGAAUUGGUUGAAUCAUGCACAUAUUCUAGUAGAGUACAAAUUGUGCAAUUCAUGUGCUGUUUGACAAAAUGUUAACAAAUCCAAAGAACUUGCAACAGUUUAGUAGUGUUUUUUUCAUUCUUUGAAUAUGUUUAACAAAAUUUAUACAAGUCUAAAGAAAUAGUAAAUUUUUUUGUUUCGUUUGUUGAAUAUGUUGUCAUAUGCCCAUUUCCAUUUUAUACAUGCUCAAUAUCUGGAGCUCAAAGCAGCCAGCUGAUUCCUCCUUCCUGCGUUCAGCAAGGCUUUCCAUUGCCCAGCGGUCAUUUGGAUGGCCAUUAGCCUCAAAAGAUUUGCUUAUAUUUUUUAAGAAGGCUGGGUAGCUUUGGGUUUGCUUCUGGUGAACACCCUGUAAAUUGAUGACUAAAUUAUAGAUUGACUUUUUUUGGACUCCCUGUACUCCAAAUCCUGGGGAAACCCCUGGUGUAUAGGUAAUUUGCAUAAAAUACCAGGGAAAAGUAAGUAUCAUGAUAAUCCAUUAUUUUGUUAUGCACUUUAUGUAUUAUUAUGUCUAUGUAUUAUUAUAUUGUUAUACUUGUAGUUGAUAUUAUGUUAAGAUAUUAAAGUUUGUAAAUAGAGUAAAUUGUACCAUAUGUUUUAAAAGAAAUUUCUAUAAGUGAAAUUUCCAGAAUCUGAAAUUUGACUCAAUAAA
This is a messenger RNA of Lingula anatina, 1592 nucleotides long. Its product is annotated as RPA-interacting protein B. Lineage: Eukaryota; Metazoa; Brachiopoda; Lingulata; Lingulida; Lingulidae. The record is from RefSeq and is a predicted model, not a curated record. Gene Ontology annotation, biological process: protein import into nucleus. Gene Ontology annotation, cellular component: nucleus.